AAGUAUGAAACAUGCUUCCACUUUGAAAGUCCCACAUGUGUGGUAUAAAGUAAAACCUUCCAGGACAAAAAUAAUGGUUAUAUUUGUAUAACAGGUACAGCAGAUAUUUAAAUUUCUACCCAUUCAAUAUUCUUUAUUUCUCAUUCCCUACAGAACCCUGGAGUAUCUUACCAGACACUUGACACACCUGGCAUCAUUCAGCACCCAAACAAACAUGCAUGCCAGGAACAUUGCCCUUGUGUGGGCACCUAAUCUCCUCAGAUCAAAGGAGAUUGAGAUUUCUACCUGUAAUGGUGAUGCUGCAUUCAUGGAGGUCAGGAUCCAACAGGUAGUGGUGGAGUUCAUCCUAAACCACAUAGAGCAGAUCUUCAACAACGCAAGCCAUCCUGCUACAGAGUCUGAUGAGCACAGCUCUGUAGCAAAGUGCAUGUCCCUCCAUGCCAGCUGCCAGGCUCAGCCUAUGAAACUGGUAAGUCUGGAAGAGGCUCAGGCCCGGUCACUGAGCCCCAACCACCCGGCCCGCAGGGAGAGACGGGAGAACAGCCUGCCGGACACCAGCCUCAGCACUGGGACCCUGUAUCACACCGUCAUCGACCUGCCUGACAACAAAAGAAAGCUGUCAGGGAAAUCAAAGAUGUGGAAAUCCAUAUUUAACCUGGGGAGGUCUGGAUCUGAAUCCAAAUCCAAGCUGAGCAGGAAUGGCAGUGUGUUUGUGAGAGGACAGAAGUUAGCAGAAAAAGCUACCAUUCGGCCUGCAAAAAGUAUGGAUUCUCUUUGCUCCUUGCCCACAGAAGAAGAUGAAAAGGACAGCCAGUUUAAAUGUUCGGCUACGACUGGUGGCUUCUUCAUGCCUGCUUUCAAAUCCCGUACCUUGGGCACGGGAAGCACUUACGAUUUAAGCAAGCAGGAUCAAGACUGGGAACACGAGAACCUUCCUGGUGCAAUGAGAGGAAGCUCACCUGUCAAUAAGGACAAAGUGGACAUGAAGAACACUCCACAACACAAACCGCAGCCAGAGCAGCUCAAAGUGUUCAAGGGAGAGGACCUCAACAGCUGUGAGCCCACUUCUCCCAAGACGCGGAGAAUGUUCUACUCCACCAGUGCCAGCGACGGAACUUCCAAACCCACCUUUCCUGGCAGCCUGUUCCCCCUUGAGGCAUCUCCGCGACACCAGCGCAAAGCCCUUAACAUUUCCGAACCCUUUGCUGUGUCCGUGCCUUUAAGGGUCUCUGCAGUGAUCAGUUCCAACAGUACCCCCUGCAGGACUUCAGUGAAAGACAAGCAUACUCUGCCUCCUGUCAGCGAAGCGUCCCCACUAAAGACUAGUAAUGACAGCGGACUUGCAGACCAAACCAGUAGCUGCAGCAGCAGCAGUGGUUGUAGUAGCAGAAGCAAUAGCAGUGGCUUGAUAACUCAAAAUAAGGAAGAUAAGCAAGUGCCUACAGUAAACUGUGGACAAGAAGCCAUUACCAUCAUGGAUGUUGCAGAAGGAGACGACCCUACACGGAUGGACUCCCAAUGUAGGCUGACUGAUACUUCUGAAUAUCCAAAUCACUCUCCAGUAACGUCAAGAGAUGAACAGCAACAACCUCCAUGCGCAAGAACCCAACAGACAAAGCUGAACAUCCUCCCAUCAGCCUUGGGCACUGAUACAGCUGCCCUGGGGAACUCACUGCAGACAAUCAGGUCCAAUGACGAGCUGCCAGCAGUUUUUACCCAGGUUGAUAUGAAAGAAGCUAAAACCCACCUAGAAAUUCUCCUGAGUGAAACGGAAGAACUUGCAGAGCCUUCUGAACUGACCGACGAAUCUGCUGCUGAUGCUUUGAUGGAUAACCUUUGGCCUGAAAUGCAACUUGAGCUGAAAAUCAUUGAGCCUGAUGUGGAUAUUAUUGAUCGAGGCAUCUUUGUGCAAAGCCCAACACUUACUGUCCUCAUAAGUGAUGAUCUGAAGCAAACAGCAGACCCAAAUGCUAAGAGAACCAGCAGUUUUUCCACGUAUCCUUUAUUGACCUCUGGACCUGCAGAUGAAGUUCUCAAGACAGACUUACACAUCUCAGAUGAAAAUUGCUCAGGUGAAAAUAGUUCUGAAAACCUGUCUUGUGAUGUCAGCAGGGAAAAUAAUCCAAAAGUAAAUGUGUUAGCUAAGACUGAAAACAAAACUGAGAUGGUGCCUUCAAUAAAACCUACUGGUGACUCAAGAAGUAACUUUCACACUGAUAAUAAAGAGAAGUUGCUUUGCAUUUUUGCCGAGACACAGCCCUCAAGUUCUAAAAUGAAAGAGUCAAUUUCAGCAGAAUCCGAGGGAGGUUUAAUUCCUGAAAGUGAUAAAGCUCAGAAGAAACACAUCAGUGAGUCAGUAAUGUCAUCAGGUCUGAAUGACUUGGUAGGACCAGAAAUAAAAUCUCCUAGAUUAACUAGUGGAAGUAAGAACCUGUCCCUGGACCCACUGAAGAGUAGUGCAAGGCUUUCAAACUAUGAGGAGGAUAGUCCAUACUUGCUGAUUGACAAUGAUGAGUCAGGGCUGGAUGCUUCAUGUGCUUUAGAGCUAGUUGAGCCCUGGGAAGACUACACCCAACAAUGGGUUACAAGUCCACUUCAUUCACCAAAUCCAAUGAAUAUCCUACAGAAACAAGAUGGUUUCCCUGUGUGUUCAACUACAGAGAAUGUGUUUUUCAACAGACGCAGCUCAUGCAGUGCUCUUGACUCUAGAGAGCAAUUGAAGGAAUUGUGCACAGAUGUAACUAAACUUAGAGUGGCAGCUGAUCCCUCACAGGAAGGUGGAUCAAAGGCAGAAAGUGAAAUGACUUCCAGCAUGACUCCCAAUCUGCAAGCUGAGAACUGGUUGCUGCCACCCAGCGAGUCACUGAAGCCACUUAGUGUCAAAACAAGUGGGGCAAAGCAGCUUGACAGUAUUCAGUUUGCAGCAUCAAAUGCAGCAUCAAAGGCACCAUCAACACCCACAGAGUCUACAAGCAUGAAAGUAAUGGAAGAAGAACUGUGUAAACUAUCAAAGGACACCCCUUCUCUACAGCAAGACACUCCAACCAAACUGGACAGCAUGGAAUCACAAGGCCAACAGAAUUCAGAAUGUGACAAACCUAAUGAAAAUGUCAUUUUAAAACACAGACCGUCCUCUCUCAAUUUGGAUCUAGGCAGUGCUUUUGGUAACACAACAGAAACAACAAGUAAUCCCUGUAAUUAUAACAACAAUGAUUUAUCCAACAAAACUUUACCUUGUCAUGGUUCAGUGACUCCGUCAGAGUCCAAGACAGCAGAUGAGUGCAGGGGGAAAUCCAAGUACAGUGCUUCAUCGUUAGAACUGGAAAUGUUUUUAACUGACCGGCAAGCUCCUGUGCGACGAAACUCUGCCCCAAUGUCAGUGUCAUCUAUAAGAACUACUUUCAUGAUCAAGACAUGUCAAGCUAAAGCUGUUCCAGUCAUACCUCCACAGGUUCAAUACACCCAGAUCCCUCUGCCUUUACAAACUAAGAACUCUGACACCCAUAUGGAGAAAGACCUAGAGAAGACUUCAGGAAGUUCAGGAAGAAAGGAACUAGACUCUCCUCAAGCACAUCCUUUCGUAAGCAAUCCCAAAGAUGAAAAAGAAAACAACGAACCUGCCGUCAAAACUCCCAGGCACACUGGGGGUGACACAUCUUUAGAGGGGGCUUUGCCUAAAUCUGUGGUGCCAGAGGGUCCUCCGGUGCUUAGAAGAAAGCGCAAUUCCAACGGUGAAGCCUUUGUUGAUCUGUCUUCAAAAUUUGACAGAUCCCCAGCACCACAGAAACCAUCCUACAGGGCUAGAUCCAACAGACCUCAAAGCCUCAUAUUGUUCAGUCCGCCAUUCCCCAUCAUGGACCAUCCGUCAGGCGGCAGCAAAUCACUGCUCUCCCCGAUAAAGAGCCCCACGGAAAGGGCUGCUCUGGAUUGUCUCUCUAAGGAACUUGCUGAUAAUCUAAAGACACCUGAAGGGGUCACUUUGAGGAAUAAAAUGACCAUGCCUAAAAGUGGUCAGAAGUUGGAGACUUCUACAAGUUGCUUUUACCAACCUCAGAGGAGGUCUAUGAUAUUUGACAGCAGAAGUAGCAGGCAAAUAGAAUGAACAUUUCUUACAUAUAUCUCUGCAAACCCACAUAAAGAAGUACUACAGUACUCUUGGUGCUGGCAGAAAAAAAAAAACUAUGGCAGAAAUGAAUACUGACUACAGUAUGUCUGUGAAUACUACAGUGUACUACAGCAUUUUUUAUUUUGGGAUUGUCUGGUCUUUGUAAUUGUUUAGCGUUAUCUGUGUACCAAGAAAAAAAAAAAAAGGUUAACAAUUUCUAUAUGCAGAGCAUCUGACAUUUAUAAAAAUUUUACUUUUGAGUUAAUAAAACUUUUUUCUUUUCUUUUUUAUAUUUACCAGAUGGUGUGUUUAAAGUGAUAAAAUAAACAUAAUAUAUAAAUAUCAUGUAACUGAGUGAACUCCUAAAAUGAUCGUGCUUUACCGUUGUAAGCGGUAUUUCUGUUCUCUUAUCAGGUGGGUUCCAAGAUCAAGUAAAAUCCAUGAAGAAUGAUUUAAAGUCACUUUGUGUUUGUCAACAUGCACAUUAUUCUAAAGUUUAGGUUAAGAAAACUGGAAACGUCAAAGCUGUUGUCUAAAAUAUUGGUGCUAUGUGCACUCAGGUUAACUUCACAUCUGUUUUUCCAUUAAACUUGAGACUAUAAAUCUGCAGGAAUAAAAAAAAAAAACCUGAACUGGAUAUCUACUAACAUUAUUUGAAUUUUCAUCCCCAACAAUUUUAAAAGGGUAUGCAGUCUGCAUAUUCCUACUAUUUCUUACCUGCUUAAUAUUCUCUGUUGUUGCUUACUAUCUAUUCUAGCAAGAACUGGUUCUCAAAACUAGCAAAGGCUCUUGUUCUGAGGUGAAGUGUGGAUGUUAACAUGGUGCAGGGCACAGAAGCCCAAAGGAGAAGCUUUCUGCUCUGACGCCUGUGCACCACUGAUACGAAUCCUCAACAAAAGAGAAUCACACAGAACAUGCAUAAUAGUAUAUGAAACAGGAAAGAAACUGGGACCAUGUAGAUAACUUAAAGCAUCCCUUUAAGUUUCCAAUGCAAUUUGUUACUGGUUUUAUACAAUGAAGAAGUAUCAUGAAUUUUUUAGCCUGCUGCAAGUUUAACAUACACGUCUUUUUUGCCUGGUCUUAUUUUUUCUUAGAAUGCAAGAAGAACAUUCACUGUGUUUUUUUUUUUUUUUUAUUAUUAUUUUUUAAUAAACAGUGACAUCUGCUGGAUAGGUGCACUACCUGCAGUCCUGUAAAAAAAUGCAGGUGUAAAGGUUGAUUGGGACUGUGGUCACUGUUGAAAUAUGUAACCCUACAGUAAUGUACAUAGGAGCACAUGACUAGUCUGUGGGCUGAGGGACAAUUGUUUUUCUAUUCGUAGCUGGCCAUUGAGUGUUUGUAAGAGUGUGGGGGUCUGACACUUUUUUUUCAAUGAGAAUUUAACUUCAAGCGUCAUUUAAAUAUGUUCCAGUGAUUAUUUUGUCCACCUGAAGUGAUUUAAAAGUCUGUGUAGAAUAAUUAUCUUUACUAUGUAGAAACUUUUUUUAUUUUUUUUUAUUUUUAUUUUUUUGAGCAAUCGGGUCUGUGUUAUAAUGAUCGAUCAUCAUAUUGUGAAUGAAGAAUGGUUUCAGAGUGUGUUGAUCAUGCAUUAUUAGGUCAUAUGUAUUUUGUAUUAUUCAUAAGGAGGUUUAACUGAAUGGAACUGGUGUGCAAUGAUCUUUAGUGUUGUUUGAAUGAGCAGAAGGUUGUGUUAUUAUUGAGAUGGUGAGGAUAGAUUUGGGAUAGCUGUAAAGAAGAGAUAGUUAAUAAGCAUAACACAUAGUGCAAGCUUCUUAAGGUAAAGAACACAGUUUACAUGUACAGCCCCCAAUGUUUGAUGAUCAUUCAAACAGAUUGAUCAGACUGAUGUUUUCCUGCAGUGUAAUCACUGCCCCCUGUUGGUAUAUUCUUGAAAUAGCUAUUGGUUUAAAGAAAAACACUAUAAAGCUAUUUCUAGGAUAAGAGUUUUGUACUUGUUGAGUCUAGACAUAUUUUGCAAAAAAAAAAAAAAAAAAAUUAUUUAAUGAUUUAUUCUUUAAUAUAUUCUUCAAAUGUUUUCCACAUUUCCAAUAUAUAUAUAUAUAUAUAUAUACACACACACACACACACACACACACACACACACAC
Molecule: messenger RNA, 6211 nt
Organism: Polyodon spathula (Mississippi paddlefish)
Lineage: Eukaryota; Metazoa; Chordata; Actinopteri; Acipenseriformes; Polyodontidae
Gene: arhgap31
Product: Rho GTPase activating protein 31
Exons: 8
Coding region: 215-4102 (1295 amino acids)
Biological process (GO): small GTPase-mediated signal transduction
Molecular function (GO): GTPase activator activity
Source: RefSeq, a predicted model, not a curated record